Molecule: messenger RNA, 1354 nt
Organism: Myxocyprinus asiaticus (Chinese sucker)
Lineage: Eukaryota; Metazoa; Chordata; Actinopteri; Cypriniformes; Catostomidae
Gene: psmd13
Product: proteasome 26S subunit, non-ATPase 13
Exons: 13
Coding region: 91-1227 (378 amino acids)
Biological process (GO): ubiquitin-dependent protein catabolic process
Cellular component (GO): proteasome regulatory particle, lid subcomplex; cytosol; nucleus
Molecular function (GO): structural molecule activity
Source: RefSeq, a predicted model, not a curated record
UUCUGCGUUGCAAUUGGUGAAGAAGAUCGAAUCGUGACAGCAGCGAGAGCUUCAUUCUUCUUCUCAAAUACUCAAACAUUAACAUUCAAGAUGAAAGAUGUCAUCGGAUACCUCAAACAACAGCAGAGCAAGAGUCCGACGCCUGAGAUGGCCUCGGAAUGGCACUCACUGGAUGAUCUUUACAACAGAAAAUUGUGGCAUCAGUUGACUCUGAAGUUGACCGUCUUCGUGCAGGACCCGUAUUUCGCCAAAGGGGACGGUCUCAUUCAGCUCUAUGAAAACUUCAUCAGUGAUUUUGAACACAGAAUCAACCCACUGUCCUUAGUAGAAAUCAUCCUUCAUGUUGCUAGACAAAUGACAGAUCCAAAUACUGCCAUCACCUUUCUUGAGAAAACAAAGGAGAAGGUGAAGGCCAGUGAUGAGGCUGUCAUUCUCUGCAAAACCUCAAUUGGUAGUCUUAAACUUGACAUCAACGAUCUCACAGCGACAAAGAAAUUAAUAGAAGAAGCAGAAGAGAUGCUGAACAAUCUACCAGGUGUGACAUCAGUGCACGGACGAUUUUACGACCUGUCAAGCAAAUAUUACCGCAUCAUUGGCAACCAUGCCCUGUACUAUAAGGAUGCUCUGCGGUACUUGGGUUGCGUGGAAGCAAAAGACUUGCCAGAAGCAGAGCAGCAAGAAAGAGCUUUCACAUUAGGUCUGGCAGGCCUACUCGGAGAGGGCGUGUACAACUUUGGCGAAUUGCUGAUGCAUCCUGUCCUGGAGUCAUUGAGGAACACAGACAAACAGUGGCUGAUAGACACGCUCUACGCAUUUAACGCCGGCAUUGUGGAGCAGUUCCAAGCCUUGAAGACUGCCUGGGGUCAACAGCCUGAUCUUGCAGCUAAAGAGGCCAAACUAAUGCAGAAGAUACAGUUACUCUGUGUAAUGGAGAUGACUUUCACAAGGCCAGCCAAUCACAGGCAGCUGACUUUCCAGGAAAUUGCUAAGAGUGCCAAAAUCCAAGAGAAUGAGGUGGAGCUGUUGGUGAUGAAGGCUCUCUCUGCUGGACUGAUCAAGGGAAGUAUUGACGAGGUGGACCAGAAAGUUCACAUGACCUGGGUUCAACCCAGAGUACUGGACUUGCAGCAGAUUAAGGGCAUGAAGGAUCGUCUGGACUCCUGGUGUGGAGAUGUUAAGAACAUGGCCAUGCUGGUGGAACACCAGGCUCAGGAUGUCCUCACUUAGAAAUUCCCUGUACACUGUCUGACCCAACCGAAAUGUCCCUUAUAUUGCAUUCUCCCCAAGUCUCCAGUUCUUUGCGUGAUACAUGUCAGUAUCUUCAAUAUGUCAUUAAAGCAACUUGUUUUCACAA